AUGGAGGAGAAACAACUUAAGGGAGGCCUGGUGGAGGUGGCGCGAAGCCUACGCGCCAAAUUCGAUGCUGAGAACGCCAAGGGUCCACCCUGUGAAGGAGUUCAGCCCAAGGAGAUAUUCAUGAUACGCAGCAAAAGAAGUAGGGAGGAACAGCGGGGCGAGCAAGUCAUUGUUAAACCGUCAGCACGCGCGCUCAUGUUCUCCAUACAGGAUCCCCGGUCGGACGGCUGGAAAGGUGACAACCCUCUGAUAAUACAGACAUCCAUCAAAGACGUGACUAUCCAUAAGGUCUAUAUCAACACCGGGAGUUCAGUAGACAUCAUCUAUGAGCAUUGUUUCCGGCUCCUUCCGGAUCGCUGGAAAGACAAUUUGCGACCUACGACGGGUAGGCUGGUGGGAUUCACCGGCCACAGCCUGUGGCCGUUGGGCACGAUCCACCUACCCUUAACAAUCACUAGCCACAACAAGCAGCGGAAGAAGACCGCCCUGAUAGAAUUUGUGGUCAUUCGACACUCGGCGGAGCACAACAUCAUCUUAGGGAGGACUGCCCUCUUGAAGCUAGGGGCCGUACCUUCAACCAUGCAUGGGAUCAUGAAAUUCGACACACCAAAAGGCGAAGCCACGAUUUUGGCCACCCCGCCCAGAGAAUUGCGGUGCUAUACAGUUAUGAAGCCAGCAGAAAUAACCAAAGGGCCUAAGAGGCCUAGGGGAAAUCCUACAAAGGGGAAGGAGGUAAUCAAUGAGGGAUACCCCGACCAGCUGGUCAAUGUUGGAAGCGACCUCCCAAGCCACACAAGAAAAGCACUGGUCGAUCUGCUCAAACGCUACAAACAUGUAUUUGCUUGGACCCCCACAGAUAUGGUGGGGGUAGAAAGGAAGGUCAUUGAACAUAAGCUAAUGAUCAAACCGGGGGUAAAAGAGGUUAAGCAGAAGAAGAGGGUACAAGGAGGAGACCGUAACAGGGCGAUCAAUGCAGAAAUGUCUAAGCUGACGGAGGCCGGAAUAGUAAGGGAGGCGAUGUUCCCAACGUGGAUUGCAAACCCAAUUAUGGUCCGCAAGCAGGAUGGGUCGUGGCGCAUGUGCAUCGACUUUUCUGAUCUAAACAAGGCAUGCCCUAAGGAUUGCUACCCACUCCCGGAAAUCGAUCAGAAGGUAGAGUCGCUACAAGGAUUUAAGCUAAAAUGCUUCUUGGAUGCAAACAAAGGGUAUCACCAGAUAUUGAUGAUCAAAGAAGACGAAGAGAAAACAGCCUUCUAUACAGACCAUGGCACGUUCUGCUACACCAAGAUGCCUUUUGGGUUAAAGAAUGCAGGGGCGACAUACCAGCGGCUAGUCGACUCGAUAUUCGCCAAGCAAAUUGGAAGGAAUAUUGAGGUGUAUGUAGAUGAUAUGGUGAUUAAGAGUCCAAAUGAAGAAAAGAUGUUGCAAGACAUCGAAGAGACUUUCAAGACAUUAGAGGUGGCCAAGAUGAAACUAAACCCAACCAAAUGCACGUUUGUAGUGGAAGAGGGGCAAUUCUUGGGCUACUAUGUUACUAGACAAUCCGUCCAGCCCAGCCCAACCAAGGUCGACGAGUUCAUCGAGACGCCAACCCCAAACUCUCUUAGAGAUGCACAAGGUCUGAACGGGAAGCUCACAGCUCUAAUCAGGUUCAUCUCGAAAUCUGCCGACAAGGCUAUGUCACUGUUCCACACCUUAAAGGGAUGCAUCGAGAAAAACAGUUUCCAAUGGACGAAUGAAGCUGAGAAGGCGCUCCAGAGAAUCAAGGAAGCACUGCACAAGCUGCCGACUCUGGCAACCCCCAUCCCUGGAGAAACAUUACAAGUGUAUCUUUCAACAUCAGGCGAAGCGAUAUCAUCGGUAUUGGCUGUGGAAAGGGAAGGGGAGCAGAGACCGGUAUACUUUGUUAGCAGAGCGCUGCAGGGACCAGAACUCAACUAUCUCACGCUGGAAAAAUUGGUGCUGGCACUCAUCUACGCUGCGAGACGAUUAAGGCGAUACUUCCAGGCACAUCAAAUCGAGGUACUCACAAGCUACCCCAUUAAACAGAUCUUGCUUAAGCCGGAGACGUCGGGUCGGCUGGCCAAGUGGGCAAUUGAACUGGGUGAGCACGAUAUAAACUACCGCCCAAGAACAAGUAUCAAAGGGCAGGCACUGGCUGAUUUCUUACUAGAAAUUCCUGACGGAGGGAACCCGACGAAAGAAAAGGUGUGGGUAGUUGAAGAGGCCACUACCGGCGAUGGUUCAUGGACCCUGUACACGGACGGAGCGUCCAGCAGGGAAGGCUCAGGGGCGGGGCUGAUCCUAACUAGCCCAGAAGGAGAAGAGGUAACCUACACCCUCCGUUUCGACUUCCAUACAUCGAACAACGAGGCGGAGUAUGAGGCGCUGCUUGCAGGGUUGCGACUCGCCAAACAGAUGGGUGCGAAAGCUGUAACAGCACUAACCGACUCAAGGUUACCAGCUAACCAAGUCAAUGGGAGUUUCGAGGUAAGAGACCAAAGAAUGGGAAACUAUGUAAAGAUGGUAAAGCAACUGGUAGGAUCAUUCGGCCAAUUUACAAUCAAGCAGAUACCCAGAAGUGAGAACAAGAGGGCAGACGCUUUGAGCAAGCUAGCGUCCACUUGUUUUGACCACCUGUCAAAGAAAGUUUUAGUGGAGGUGCUCCGGGAGAGAAGUAUUGAUGAACAACAGGUGAACAUCUUGACCUCCGUUGGACCCACAUGGAUGACACCGUUCCGGGAAUACCUCCAGAGAGGAGUGUUGCCGGACGACCAUGACGAGGCCAGAAAAAUACGUAUAAAGGCGCCCUCAUACGCAAUGGUGAAUGGGGAAUUGUACAAGAAGGGAUUCACGUCUCCAUGGCUAAAAUGUGUAGAUCGAGCCAGGGGGAGAGAGAUAUUGCAGGAAGCACACUCAGGGCAGGUAGGCGCACACAAAGGGGCGAGGGCUUUGACAGGAAAGGUGCUACGAAUGGGGGUAUACUAG
Molecule: messenger RNA, 2988 nt
Organism: Lactuca sativa (garden lettuce)
Lineage: Eukaryota; Viridiplantae; Streptophyta; Magnoliopsida; Asterales; Asteraceae
Molecular function (GO): RNA-DNA hybrid ribonuclease activity; nucleic acid binding
Source: RefSeq, a predicted model, not a curated record